Molecule: messenger RNA, 3672 nt
Organism: Antechinus flavipes (yellow-footed antechinus)
Lineage: Eukaryota; Metazoa; Chordata; Mammalia; Dasyuromorphia; Dasyuridae
Gene: DDX18
Product: DEAD-box helicase 18
Exons: 14
Coding region: 125-2050 (641 amino acids)
Biological process (GO): maturation of LSU-rRNA from tricistronic rRNA transcript (SSU-rRNA, 5.8S rRNA, LSU-rRNA)
Cellular component (GO): nucleolus
Molecular function (GO): RNA helicase activity; ATP binding; nucleic acid binding
Source: RefSeq, a predicted model, not a curated record
UUGCGCGUAAUUUCCUGUUUCCGACGUGCUCCCACGUGUGAACGCAGAAAGAAGAUUUGGCGGAUCCGAGACAGGAAAAAAAUCUUUUUCAGAGCAGCAGAGCAGAAGGAGGGCAGCCGCCAAAAUGUCGCACCUUCCAAUGAAAUUGCUGCGCAAGAAGAUAGAGAAGCGCAAUGAGAAACUGCGUCAGAGGAACCAGCGGCUGAAGGAAAAAGAGGCCUUGAGAGCCAAUAUAUCAGAAAUCCAAGAUGAAUGUAUAUCAGAAGAAACGGUAGAAGAAAUGAAAGUGAAAAAAUCUCCCAAGAAAACUGUAGUGUUAGCAGCCAGUGAAGAAUCAACUGCACAGCUCCCCAAUUCUGAAUUAAAAAAGAAAAAGAAGAAGAAGAGGAAAAUAAUACCUGAUGGAGGACCUGAAAACAAAAAAGUAAAAACUGAAAGCCAAGGGAGAUCUGAUGAUGAAGAUGAGAAAGAUCCCAAAAUAAAAGAAAACACUGUGGAAGAUCAGAAAGAGGAUGAUGAAAUGCCCAGCCUUCCUCAUGGGCUAACAGGGUCCUUUGAGGAUACUUCAUUCACUUCACUUACUAAUAUGGUCAAUGAAAACACUCUGAAGGCAAUAACAGAAAUGGGUUUUACUAACAUGACUGCAAUUCAGCAUAAAAGCAUCAGACCGCUUCUAGAAGGCAGGGAUAUUCUAGCAGCUGCAAAAACAGGCAGUGGCAAAACCCUCGCAUUCCUCAUUCCUUCGAUAGAACUCAUUGUUAAGUUAAAGUUCAUGCCUAGGAAUGGAACUGGGGUCCUUAUCCUCUCACCUACUCGGGAGCUGGCUAUGCAAACCUUUGGUGUGCUUAAGGAAUUAAUGUCUUAUCAUGUGCAUACCUAUGGUUUGAUCAUGGGAGGCAGUAACAGAUCUGCAGAGGCACAGAAACUUGCAAACGGGAUCAAUAUUAUUGUGGCAACACCUGGCCGACUUCUGGACCAUAUGCAGAACACCCCAGGAUUUAUGUUUAAAAAUCUGCAGUGUCUUGUUAUUGAUGAGGCUGACCGAAUUCUUGAGGUUGGGUUUGAGGAAGAAAUGAAGCAGAUCAUCAAACUUCUGCCAAAACGCAGACAAACAAUGCUCUUUUCUGCCACACAAACUCGUAAGGUAGAAGAUCUGGCAAAAAUUUCACUUAAAAAGGAACCAUUGUAUGUUGGUGUUGAUGAUGAUAAAGAUACUGCAACAGUAGAUGGUCUUGAACAGGGAUAUGUUGUUUGUCCAUCUGAGAAAAGGUUCCUUCUACUUUUUACAUUCCUUAAGAAGAACCGGAAGAAGAAGUUGAUGGUAUUUUUUUCUUCAUGUAUGUCAGUGAAAUACCACUAUGAGCUUCUGAACUACAUUGAUUUACCUGUCAUGGCUAUUCAUGGCAAACAGAAGCAAAAUAAACGGACAACUACAUUCUUUCAGUUCUGCAAUGCAGAUUCUGGAAUUUUGCUGUGUACAGAUGUGGCUGCCAGAGGUCUAGAUAUUCCAGAAGUAGAUUGGAUUGUCCAGUAUGACCCUCCAGAUGAUCCAAAGGAAUAUAUUCAUCGUGUAGGUAGAACAGCCAGAGGCAUAAAUGGAAGAGGUCAUGCUUUGCUUAUUUUACGACCAGAAGAGUUGGGUUUUCUUCGUUACCUGAAGCAAGCCAAGGUUCCAUUAAGUGAAUUUGAAUUUUCCUGGUCCAAAAUUUCUGACAUUCAGUCUCAGUUGGAAAAACUAAUUGAGAAGAACUACUUCCUUCAUAAAUCAGCACAGGAGGCAUAUAAAUCCUACGUUCGAGCAUAUGAUUCUCAUUCUCUGAAGCAAAUCUACAAUGUUAACAGCUUAAAUUUACCUCAAGUUGCUUUAUCAUUUGGUUUCAAAGUACCUCCAUUUGUUGACCUAAAUGUGAACAGCAGCCAGGGAAAGAGGUUGCAAAAAAGAGGUGGUGGUGGUGGUUUUGGCUACCAGAAGCCCAAGAAUGUCCACAAAUCCAAAAUCUUCAAACACAUUAGCAAGAAGAAAUCUGAUGGCAGGCAGUUCUCUCACUGAAGCAGUAACUUUUCUGAUCUUCAAUAACUUUGUCCUUAAAUAAGGACUUGUCUUCAUUGCACUAACCAUGGAAUAUUUACAAUCUUGAAAAUUUGGAUUAUGAUCUGAUUUACUCUACUCAAAUGCAGUGGCUUCAGCCAAUUUUUUUUUUUUUUAAAUAAAAAAACAGUGAGAUGAAGCUAACUUUAUUUUGGCUUCUAAAUAGCAAGUGACAUUUCCUUUUCAAUGUAUGUAACAUAUACAGAAUUUUAACUGUAAAUUAUAUUUUUCAAAGAACUUAGAUUUUCUAAUUGUGAACUAUUUCAUUUCUCUUCCAAGCAUUUUUCUUGGUUCUAUAUUCAAUCAUUCCUUACCAUUGUCUUUUGAGAACUCUGUGGCUUGGAUUGCAAUAAUAAUGAAAUCUUAAGGUCAUCAAAAAGAUGAGAGUCUUCUUGACUAUCUGUACAAAUAAAGGCCUCAGUCUGUUCUCCUUGUUUCCUGAAUAAUACAAAUUAUCUUUUAUCCAUACUAAAUAUUGUCUGCAAAAUCAUAGGACCCAUAACCUUUUGGUUUGGGAUUUGUACAGAAGAUCAAGAUUCAAAUUCAGGCUACUUCUCUGUGAUCUAUGUCCCUUAAACUCUCAGUUUGUUUCCUUAUCUGUGAAAUGGGUUAUACUAAAAGGCCUCCAAAAUCCCUUCUAGUUCAAAACUUAUGAUCCUCUGGGAACUUGUUAACAAACCUCAUAAAUUUAAGAGGUCUGCACUUAAUACCACAGUAAUAAAUUAUAUGAAGAAGAUAUUUCAGUUACUUUUGAUCUACUUCAUUAGAAGCAUCAAUAAUGUAUCCAUUUCUUUGCAUUGCUAUCUAAAUAUAUGGUAUUAUAUGAAAAUAAAAUAUGCCCCAGAAAGUUUAUUCCAAGGCUUAAACCAGGAUGUUCUCUGAGCAAUUACUACACAUCCCUAGAUAUGGAAACCCGGGCUCAAAUUGCACCUCUGAUUUUUAUGGACAUGUAAUAUCUCUGAAGCCAUUUCCUCUGUGAGCAUCAAAUGAAAUAAUAUAAAGUAUUUACAAACCUUUAUGAUUCUCAAUUAUUAAUAUGCUUUUAUUUAACAAAACAUUGUUUAAAAAAAAACCUCUAGUGUUUGGAUCAGUCUAAGAUGUUAAUCACAAAUCUUUUGAAUAUGUACAUUGGCACAUACUCUAGGGUCCUUGAAAAGCAUUCAGGAAAACUGGAAAUGAAAUAAAUGCUCAUUUAGGAAAUAGCUAAAGAUAUUGUGCUAAAUGGAUAUGAUGAAUAUUAACUGCAGUGUGAGAAAUGACAACUAUGAAGAUCUCAAAGAAGGCUGGGAAGUCUUACAUGAACUGAUUCUAAUAAGCAAACAAACAAAAUAAAAUGUAUGACCACAACAUGGAAAAGAUGGAAAAAGUAAAUGCUGUAAUUAUGGUGACUUGCAGAGGAAGAAGCCUAGGGAAUGUACAGUAAUGCUACGUAGAUUUAUCUUUUUUCUUUUGUUUUUGCUGAACUGCUUUUAUCUUGUUAAAAAAGCUUUUGUUAUAGGGAAUUGUAGAGAUUGGGAGGGAUACUCCUAGAAAUACAGGGGUAUGAAAACUUUUCAAUAAAGAUGAUAAUUUUAAAACAAAAA